GUGCCUUCCUUUACCUCAAAACUGUAAAGGAAACAAGCCGCUUGACACACUUGAGGCUGCAUGACCAUCCAGGGAAGUGGGGAGCCACUUCUGAAUUCAGAGUAGGACUCACCAGCAGAUACCUGUUCUUCUGAGCCUGAACAGACUGUGGCUUCUGAGGAAACCCUCAGCCCCCAAACCUGAGAGUCUAAGCAGUGCCAGGAAGCAGCCCCAGAAUUUGGGGGCUCAUUACACACCCCAACCAUGUUCCUGCGACAGCUUGGUGGCUGGCUACCUCGCCCCUGGGGCCGCUGGAAAUCAACGAGGCCUGACCUGCCCGCCCCAGAACCCAGACGGAUGGACAGCUCCUCUGAGAAUUCAGGGAGUGAGUGGGACAGUGCCCCAGAAACCAUGGGAGAUCUGGGGCCUCCCAAGACCAAGGACUCAGGUGCACAGAGGAGCUCUGGGGCUGCUCCAGAACCAAGCAGGGAGUCCCAAGUUGAGCAACUGGGGUGCAAAAGAAUGGAUUCUCUCAAGUGGGACAAGACUGUCUCUAGCACUCAAGAGUCUGGGAGAUUGGAGGCUGGAGAGACCAUUCCCAAACUAGGAUGGGAUCCUGUGGACUCAGGUAGCACCAGGAAGCCUGGUGUGUCCCCUGAAGAGGGACUGAGUCCCCCUGGGCCUGAAGCCCCAGCGGAGAAGCCUGGCCAGCGUCAGAAGCUGCUGGGCUGGCUGCGGGGGGAAACAGGUGGGGGAGCAGGGGCUCCCUACCAGUACCUGGGGGACCCAGAGGAGUGUCUGCAGAUCUCCACCAACCUGACCCUGCAUCUGCUGGAGCUUCUGGCCUCAGCCCUGCUAGGGCUGUGCUCAAGGCCCUUGCGGGCAGCCUUGGACGCGUUGGGCCUGCGUGGACCGCUGGGCCUCUGGCUGCAUGGGCUACUGUCCUUCCUGGCUGCCCUGCAUGGGCUCCAUGCCGUGCUGAGCCUACUUACCGCUCACCCCCUGCACUUUGCCUGCCUCUUUGGUCUUCUACAGGCCCUGGUGCUGGCUGUCAGCCUCCGGGAGCCCAGUGGGGAUGGGGAGGCCACUGACUUGGAGGGCGAGAAGUUGGGGAGGGAGGGUGAGGAGCAGAGGGGAGACCCAGGAAAGAGGCUGUGACCACGCGGUGGGGUGUGGCCCAGGGUCCCACCCUCAGUGGGUUGGGAGCAAGGGUGAAGAUAGUGUGGGGACAUGAUCCACAUUGUAAGCACAGGGACCUCAGGGAUGGGGCAGAAACCCCGGAGUAUGAGGGCACAGAGCCCCCCUUCACACACAGCAGAGCUGUUUAGGGUGUCUGUGUUUAUGGACAGUGGGGGCAUUGGCCUUGAAUUCACCAGCUAUUGUUAAUUUUUGCUUUUACAUUUCUCCCACUUCGUUUUUUUUUUCCCACCUCUGCUUUUUAAAAACCAAAAAAAAAAAAAAAAAAAAAAAGUGUGGUGGUGGAGAAUAAAGACUAAAGGGUCUUCUCUACCUUUCAAAACUCUCCAGGGGUGGAGGAGACUAGAGGCAAGACAGACAGACCUCUGGGUGGGGUAAGAGGGUGGCUGAGAGACUCAAGGGAUCCUGUGGAUCCUGGGAUCUGUGCUAUCUAGGGAAGAGUGGCACUGCUAGGUGGGUGGAUUAGGGGGUCUGGAUGGGGUUCCCACAGGUGAUGGGGAGCCUGCAGGGGGGAUCUGGGUGUUCCUAGGAGCCAGAGGGAGUGGGGAUGGUGCUGGCAGUGUUGGCAGGAGGGCCAGCUCAGAGGGGCUGGCAGCUCAUAGGCAGCAUGGGGAGCACUGGAGUUUGCAGACCCCACUGGGGGGUUGGCUUUGCUCACUCAGCAAUAAAUAACUGUGUCACACCAAAUCCUAAAUACACCACUAAAAGUGAGAGUUA
Balaenoptera musculus (blue whale) is the source of this 1893-nucleotide messenger RNA. RefSeq names its product chromosome 11 C6orf47 homolog (gene C11H6orf47). The transcript has a single exon. Lineage: Eukaryota; Metazoa; Chordata; Mammalia; Artiodactyla; Balaenopteridae. The record is from RefSeq and is a predicted model, not a curated record. The coding region runs from base 244 to 1137 and encodes 297 amino acids.